Messenger RNA from Cyprinodon variegatus (sheepshead minnow), 5549 nucleotides. Its product is annotated as protein turtle homolog B-like. The annotation marks the transcript as partial. Lineage: Eukaryota; Metazoa; Chordata; Actinopteri; Cyprinodontiformes; Cyprinodontidae. Gene Ontology annotation, molecular function: protein binding. Gene Ontology annotation, biological process: cell-cell adhesion. The transcript is spliced from 18 exons. The record is from RefSeq and is a predicted model, not a curated record.
CCCCACCUUCCUUCACAGCGACACCACCGCAGUAUGUGGAAGCAAAGGAAGGGGGAAGCACUCUGCUCGGCUGCUCUGCCCAGGGAAAUCCAAAACCAAUGAUCAGUUGGCUUAGAGAAGGGGAGGAGCUUGCAUCCAACUCAAAGUACUCGGUACAUGAUGGCAGUCUGACCAUUCUUGGCAUCACCCGGGACGACAGAGGGGCAUACACCUGCAGAGCGUACAGUGACCAGGGAGAGGUACUUCAUACCACCCGCCUCUUAGUUCAAGGACCUCCGUACAUCGUGUCGCCACCAGAAAACGUCACCGUAAACAUAUCACAGAAUGCACGCUUCAACUGCAAAGCCGAGGCCUAUCCAGGCAACCUGACCUACACCUGGUUCUGGGAGGAGGACAAUGUCUUCUUCAAGAAUGACUUGAAGCUCCGAGUGCGCAUCUUCGUCGACGGCACCCUCAAGAUAUUCCAGGUCAAGCCCGAGGAUGCUGGGAAGUACACCUGCAGUCCGAGCAACAGCCUCGGUAUCUCACCGUCAGCAUCAGCGUACCUGACUGUUCAGUACCCCGCCCGAGUGAUCAACAUGCCCCCUGUCAUCUACGUCCCACGGAAACUGCCAGGUAUCAUCCGCUGCCCUGUGGACGCCAACCCGCCUGUGACAUCAGUGAAGUGGGAGAAAGAUGGCUACACACUCAGAGUAGAAAAGUACCCUGGUUGGAGCUUGAUGCCAGAUGGAAGUAUCCGGGUGGCAGAGGCCACAGAAGACUCCCUGGGCACCUACACCUGUGUGCCUUACAACGCCCUGGGUACAAUGGGCAUGUCCCCCCCUGCCACUUUGGUGCUAAAGGAUCCCCCUUACUUUAAUGUGAGGCCUGGGGGGGAGUACCGUCAGGAGGCUGGAAGAGAGCUAGUAAUCCCUUGUGCUGCUUCUGGAGACCCCGAUAUACCAACCAUUACCUGGAGAAAGGUGGGGAAGCCAAGCAGAAGUAAACACAACAUUCUACCCAGUGGCAGCUUACAGUUUCUAUCGCUCAGCAAGGAGGAUCAUGGAGAGUGGGAGUGUGUAGCCACCAAUGUGGUCACAAGCAUCACUGCCAGCACACGUAUUCUAGUCAUCGGCACCAGCCCACACGCUCCUGGCAAUAUCCACGUGUUGCCAUCUACGACCACUGCAAAUGUUUCCUGGGAACCAGGCUAUGAUGGCGGCUUCGAGCAGACAUUCUCAGUGUGGUAUGGUCCAGUGUCUAAGAGAACAGACUUUGGUCCUCAUGACUGGCAUUCGAUGCCUGUUUCUGGUGCUCAGACCUGGUUGGUGGUGCCAGGGUUGGAGCCUGGGACAGAGUACCAGUUCAGUGUGUUGGCUCAAAACAAACUGGGCACAGGUCCAUUCAGCGAAGUUGUGACGGUCACCACCGCAGGCUCUCCUCUGGGUACCGCUGAACCUCUGGUGCUUCUUACUCCACCACGGUGCCUCACAGCCAAUCGCACGCAGCAUGGUGUCCUCCUUACAUGGCUACCCCCAGCUAACCACUCCUCACCUAUUGACCGAUAUAUCAUGGAGUUCCGCCUCGGGGAGAAGUGGGAGGUUCUUGAUGACUUAAUCCCAUCCACUGAGACUGAGCUGGUAGCAAGAGACCUGGUCCAGGAGUCCUGGUAUGAGUUUCGGGUGAUUGCGGUCAUGGAUGACCUUAUCAGCGAGAGCAGCAAUGUAGUAGGAGUUUCCAGCACAGCAGACCCCUUCCCUGCUCCAGAGUUGCCCGAAGAGGGGCUGGCACGCCCUGUGGUGGCAGGCGUCGUGGCGACCAUCUGUUUUCUGGCAGCGGCGGUACUCUUUAGCACUCUUGCCGCCUGCUUCGUUAAUAAACAGCACCGUCGAAAACUCAAGCGUAAACCAGACCCUCCCUUGUCAGUGACACACUUCAGGAAAAGCAUUGAGUCACCGCCUCCUCUCACCCCCUUGCCAGGGGUAGAGCCCUGCUGGGACGAGCCUGCCAGGAGCAGUUUCUUGCCCCCUCCGGCCAGCCCCCUGUUAUCGUCGGGGAAGAUAAGUCCAGAGAGCUCCCCUCCAUCUCGGCCCCGCUCUCUAUCAUCAGAAGGUUCCCAUGGUCCAGGCCUGUACGUCAGGAAGCUGCCCAGCCCUCAGAGAGAAAAGGACAAAGAGCUCUCCUUCUACAAGAAAACCAAGCGUGCCAUAGCCAGCAAGAAAUACAGUGUGUCCAAACAUGAGGCAGAGGUCACCACGCCUAUAGAGCUGAUAAGCCGAGGCCCCGAUGGCCGCUUUGUUAUGGAGACAAGUCCGCCUCCCCGCCGAAUCCAGGGCUUCCCCUUUGCAGAGGAGUCCGACAUGUACCCAGAGUUCCGGCAGUCGGACGAAGAGAAUGAUUUUGACCCUGGGCCUUUGCCACCCAUCAUGCCCACGCUGCGACCCCAACUCUCCCCAACGUCCUCCAGCCUGGAGUCAACGCAGCCCCCCACCUACAGCCCUCGCCUACACAGGCCCAUGGAAGGUAUGAGCUUUGCAGAGGGCAGCGCACCUUACGCCUCAGGGCAGGCCCCAGCCUCCCGCUACAGGGGCUUUCCCCAGGGCCUGUUCUAUGGUUAUCUAGGCAGUCGUGCUGAAUCAGGGAUUCCACCACCAUUCUACAUGCCUGACAUCAGCCCGCGUAGCUCCGCUCUUUCCUCACCACCAGGCACAGCUGAGGGGCCCUUCGGUUACCCCUCCAUCCCUGAGGAGAGUGAAGGAUUGGAACACCAUCAGUACACUGCCUCUGGCCAUUCUCUGUCACACACUCACAGCCCUCCUCUCCGCUCACCUGAAAGCUGGCAGCCUCAUGAGUUACCCUUUCUGGGCCUAGAGGGCCCAAGGUUCAUAUACCCACCUCACCAUCCCCUACAUCACCCCCAGGACCUCCCUGACCCACCCCCAUACCCUCCCCAUACUCUCCCCCCUAGUCGCCUGCACCUUCCACCCCUUAGGGAUCCAACGAGCCCUGGACUCCUGCAACUGGAGGUCCCUGUGGCUCCACCAGGCAGAGACAGGCCCCCAGGGCCUCCAGUUAGGCGUUUAGCUAUGCAACAGGCCCAGAGUCUCGGCCAGCUCAGACACACGGCCCACGGUGUGGGUGUACCAGUGUUGCCUUACCCUGACCCGGCAGCCCGUGCAGGGAGCCCAAGCACAGCCCCCAGUAGUAGCCCUCAGUCUUGGCUCAGCCCGAGGGCAGGGCGCCGGGCAGACCCCAGCCUACCCCCACUAGUACUACAACCCUCCCGUCUUUCUCCACUCUCCCAGAGCCCACUCAGCACCCAACCAGGUUCCCCAGAUAUUCUAGUGAGACCCCCUCCACGUCACGGCAUCCUCCGUACCUCUCGGUCUCUGGAGAUGCCCGAGAUCACCCUGCAGCCCUCAGCCACUGUUAGCUUCUCUCGGAGAUCCUCGCUGACUGCCUCUCCCACUCAGAGUCAGGGCGCCAAGCAGCCCAGCCCCAGUUACCCCAUGUCCUAUGCCUCCACUGCAGCCAGUUACCCUUCUCAGUCCCCCUCUCCCCCUCCAGAGGGCAGGGAUGUUUUUGGGCAGAGGCCAUCCCAGAGACGGACAGAGGAGGAGAUGCUACCCUCAGAGCCCUCCCAGCUCCAGAUCUCAGCCUCAGGGGAACCCUUAGGUGCGUCUAGUGAUACUGCCGGGUCUGAGAGCCUAACAGCACUGCUACAUCACUGUAUAACUAAAGCCAAGGGAGUGGCCACUAACAACAAUAACAACGCAACAUCUGUGAGAAGAACAGGCUUAUCUCCCUCUCAGACCCAGCAGCAAUCUCAGACACCCAAAGAGGGAGAAGAUCCCAAUCACCACAUAAAGAAUAAAAAGCAAAGCAAGAACCCAUACAGCUACUUGACAUCGUUCCUGCAUCGCAGGACGUCUGAGGAGGACCAGACAGGCAUCCUAGCCAGCGCAGACUCUGAGGGCCCAAAUUAUGGAACUCUACGCUGAUCUUGUGCUCAUCAAGCCAUUGGACCCAAUUAAACUGGCCGCUCAUGGGAAAAAAAUACAAAACACCUCAGCCCUUCCUGAUCAGCCACAACGACAAACACAGGUUUCAUAUAAUCCGUAUAAGCUGAUAUGUGUAUGAGGAGCAGCAAAGUGAAUCCUCCAGGCGCCAGAAGUCUCAUCUAAUGACAAGAACAGUGGCUUUUUAUCUUUGGCAUUUCACUUGAACAAAUGCUCUGAAAAUAUAUAAUGUAUAUAAAUUGUAAAACAAGGGAAUUAAGCUUCCUCUUACAGUAAUAAAAUGUGUUGGUUGAGUAUGUCACAACACGUUAAAAAGAUUUCUCACUUAUCAUUGAGGGGUUCAUAUCUUUAGGUUUUUCAGUGAAACAGUGUACUGUUAAAGCCUGGUGCGUCCUUGUACAGGGACACAAGUCUACCUUUCCUACAAUACAAAUAGUGUCAGUCUUUAAACACAGGGUUCUUACCACAAAAUAUACCUCAGAGUAAACGCAGAGUUGCUGUAAUUCUUGUGGUAUACUGUACGUACUUGACCUUUUUACACUCUAAAGGUACAGAUAAAAAGGUUUAUAAUACUCACUGCUCAUUCAAAUGGAUAAUAUGGCCUAGCUUAAUCUUAUUUGGAUGCUUUUUAUUAUUGCAGUUGGUACAUUGCAUUUACUUUGGGUUUGAGUAGAGACGAGCGGUAGCUCUGUGUCGUUACGCCUAUUGUCGGGGCACAGCAUAAUGACUAAAUAUUAUAGCCUUCAUGAGAUCUGUUAUAAAAAUUUUGGGACUUUAAUGCUCAGCAGAGGUUGUUCUUGAGCAAUGAAACAAAGUGAAGUGUUUGUAUGUAUCUCAUUAUUAAGGAAUCAUUCGCGUAAUUGGGCACAUCUUAAGGUGCCUUUUUUUGCCUUUUAUAGUUUUGUUUUGUUUUUCUCUGACAUAAACUGCCUUUUUUUAGUCGCCUUCUUAUGUUUGUCACUCUAAGUGAGUUAGAACUCCAAUAUAUGUAUUUUAUUUUAUUUUUUGCCAAGGACACAUGAACGAGAGAAUGCAUAUGUCUCAUUUAGUUUGUUCUAACAGUAUCAACAUACUUGUAAAAAAAAAUGGGGAGUCAAGAAAUCCCAAGCAACUGCACAGUGACGACGGCAAAGUUUUUAGAGCGGAAUGUGAUUGCUUUAUUAAGCUGUAAAACAAGCAAUGGGAAAUAUCCAAACGAAUGGCCACCCUGACUGUUUAUCUCUUACAACUGUAUAUUAAUUGCUAGCUACUUCUCUAUAUGUUUGCUAAUUUUUUGACACUAACCGAUAAUGAAUGUAUGUUUUGCUGUACAGGAAAUGAAUGUCCCUACGUCACAGUGCAUUGAAUGACCUGUCAUAAUGCUUACGUAGUGCAGCUGCGUUUUUGCUGAGAUGACCAGUUGGCAAAAUAUGUCCAAACCCCUGUAUUCAAUGCCCAAGUCGUUUUCCUGGUGACCACAUUUGCUGAUGAUAUUAAGGUGUUCUUUUAUUCUUUUCCUGAUAUUCUUUUCCUUUCUCUAUUUUGUUUGAUCAUUUUGCUAAGGCUAGUCAC